AUGUGUGAGCAGUUGAGUGAAACCGAAGAUGAAAGGCGCAUUUUUGCAUUAUUUGGGAACAAGUUAGAUAAUUUAGAGGAUCCAGAUUUUACUUUGGAUGAUUAUAUCAAUAAGGAGUUUCCUAAUGAACAAAGCUUGUCCUCAUCACCUGAGAAAAUUAAAGAGACAGCCAGUAUUCUUGAGGAAAUAGAUUCAUAUAUUGGAAAGGAAUUAAGAAAUUUAGCUUCAAGUAAUUUAGUUGUUAAAUUUGAAGAGCAUUUAAAAGUAUUUGAAAGUGAACUUGUUCCGAAGAUCCGAGAAAAGGAAAUGCAGGAUAAACUGUUUAAGAGAGAUGUUGAAUAUAUUUUGGGGAAUAUUCGUGAAUUAGAUGAAAUCCACAAGAACUUAACUUAUAGUGUGAAUUUCUUGGAAAGUCUACAAAUUUUUAAUAUUAUCAGAGCUGAUAUUGAAAGGCUUAUGGGUUCCAGGACAUAUAGUGAAUUGGUUCCAAUACUCAUUCUAAGCUAUGAUUUGUCAACUUUUUUAAAAGAUCAGCAAGAAUAUAACAAAGCUGUAAUUGAAAUUAAAGACCAAAAAAAACAAGAUAAGGUUUAUCAAGAGAUCCAAAAUAGCUUGUCAGAAAUGGAAAAACUUUUUGGCCUACUUAAGCAACAAAUUGUUGAAGAUUUCUUAGCAUUAAUAGAUCCAUAUAUAUUAUUUUUAGGAGGAAUAGACGAUCAAAACGUUCAUUCUCAAAUUACUCCUCCUCAGAACCUAGAAGCACCUGAAGAAUUUAGAAAACAAAUGAGGUCAUGCUGCUAUUGCGUGGAAUUAAUUGGAGACCAUUUCCGUACUGAAAUAGUGGACAUGUUCAUCACUAAAUUGCUCGAGCCUUAUUGUAGGUUAUUUAGUUAUAGCCAGGCUGAAAAUUUUUUUGGUACCCAAAACAAAGUGAUUGGACAAAACAAAGAAAAGGUUAUGGUAUCUGCCACUGGAGUUGAGUUUAUUGAGAGAAGGUUUGGUUGGUAUAGAAGAUGUUUGAAAGAGUACGAACAACAAUUUGGAGAUAUUUUUCUUACCAAAUGGGAACUACAAACGGAGUUGACUGAAAAGUUUUUUGCAUACACCAGAAAAGAUUUACUUCAAACUUUGGGAGAUAUUGGACAUUUAUUGGAUCACCAAGUCAUUUUUGAAUAUAGCCUAAAAUGCCAUCAGUUUGAAGAAUAUAUAACAUCACGUUUUGCUCAAUUAUACGAUCAGCAGCUACUUUUUUCAGAAUUGGAAAAGGAAAAUCUUCAAGAUAUUCUUAAUAGUAAUAUCAGUAAUCAAUUAAUCAGGGAAUUUUUUGGAAAAUUUAAAGCUGAUGCUGAAUCUUUUCCAUACUUGAAUCUUUUUAAACUCACAAACUCGGAAUCCCAUUUAAACAAACUAAAAAAGGAAAUGCUUGAGUCUAGCUUUUCAUCUCAUGAUAUGAGAGUAAAAUAUCCACAAAUUAAAGGCCUACUAACUGAGUGUUUUGUCCCAUAUUUAACAUCGUUCUUAGAGUUGGAGAAGGAAUCCAUAAUAAAGAAGGUAACUAAAGAACUAGCUCCUGAUGAUCAAAUGACAGAAAAUAUUCAAAUCAAACGUGAGACAGAUGUCCUUGGCCAUUAUGAAACUAUUCCUCUCAUCUGGAGCUCCUCUAAAAGUCUUUCUCAGCUCAUAAACACGGUAUUCCAACAAAUUGAACAUCUACUCGAUUACGACGAUAUUUAUAUACAGUUCAAUGCUCUAAUAUUACAUGCAGUACAAGCAUAUAUAGAUCAGAAAGUCAUUUCAUGCAACAUACAACGAGCACUAGACAAAAUUACAAAUAAUAACAUCUAUUCAGGAGGUUCUUCAUUUGAAAACAUUGUUGAAGCUGUGGUUACGACUGUCUCCACUCAAACCAGCAAAGUUGCCGCAUCCACAGGAGGAAUUCUUUUCACCUUAGCAUCCCAUGAUCACAUAAACUCCGAAUUAAAAUAUAAUGCUCGCAAGCUAGCUGCAACCCUCGGCUCGAUUGAUUACCUUGAAUGGAUAAAUGCAAGACUGGAGUAUAUGAUUAAAGGAAACCGGGUCAAUGAUAUUUUUGAACUUGAUAAGGUUAAUAUGGAUGCUAGCAGUCGAGAUCUAAGGCCUAGAGGCCAAAGCGUCAUGUUCAGUAAUUACAUGUGGGUCUCGAGACGAAAAAUUCUAGGUUGUGUAAUCAGGGAACUAUCACGGCCAGUAACACUGAGCAUGUCAGAAUGGUACACAAAAAAAACACAAAAACUUAACGAGACGAUGAUGGCAAAGGGCAUUUCGGAGUCUGAGUCGCCGAAUUUAGGUCAUAGCUUUAUGGGCAGCACUUCAAGUUUGGUCCAGGUUUUGGGCGAAUCCUUGGUGAGACAAUAUGUCCAAUACUCGCAGCACAUGCCGACAAUUUAUAAAUACAGCAUAAUAAGCCAGGUGAUCAUGCGAAGUUUGAGAGAUAACUGGAAAUUUUUGGUGUCUCUCAAAGGUCCACUACACUAUGGCACACUAGAGGUGGUGGCCAAUGAGCAACAGAAGCUAUCCUCUCUUUUUCUGGAACUUCCGUCCUAUUUUCCAGCAAUGUACGUUCCUAGGGCAUAUGUUGAGAAUGUGAAAAUCAUUAUGAACAAAAGUAUUGCCUUUCUUCGUAUUGCACAAAAAAAAGCUGCUCAAAUGGAUAAUUCUCAGUUUGACCAAACUUCUAUACAACAUUUUAUGACACAGCUGUACAGAAAUCUUGAAAUCGAGCCUAAAAAAGACGAGCUCUCAGCUUUUCACGUGAAUCUGGCUUUAAGACUUGGAAAUAACACUGGUCAACACCAGUAG
Molecule: messenger RNA, 2838 nt
Organism: Cryptosporidium ubiquitum
Lineage: Eukaryota; Apicomplexa; Conoidasida; Eucoccidiorida; Cryptosporidiidae
Exons: 1
Coding region: 1-2838 (945 amino acids)
Biological process (GO): retrograde transport, endosome to Golgi
Cellular component (GO): GARP complex
Source: RefSeq, a predicted model, not a curated record